Molecule: messenger RNA, 3926 nt
Organism: Aplysia californica (California sea hare)
Lineage: Eukaryota; Metazoa; Mollusca; Gastropoda; Aplysiida; Aplysiidae
Biological process (GO): proteolysis
Cellular component (GO): membrane
Molecular function (GO): protein binding; serine-type endopeptidase activity
Source: RefSeq, a predicted model, not a curated record
AUGUUAAUAGAAUGCCUGUUUCUGUUGGGAAAGUUUCCCGCUUUUCUUUCUCUCCGCUCACCUCCCCCUUCUCUUUCCCCCUCCUCCCGAGUCAGACUUGCUGGAACCUCAGGCAGCCCCUACUCUGGAAUCCUGGAAGUGUACCGAGCAGGGAACUGGGGCGUGGUUUGUGACGACGCCUGGGAUAUCAAGGACGCCUCAGUGGCCUGUCGACAGCUUGGAUUCCUCAGCGGUGCCCUCUCUCUGAACAAGAUGGAAGGCAGUCAGCCGUCUCAGUCCCGCUACAUUCUCAUGGACGAGGUGCGGUGCUCUGGCGGCGAGGAGCGCCUUCAAGAGUGUUCCUACAGCUCCCAACACGACUGCUCGCUCUCUGAGGCGGCCGCUGUCACCUGUAGGCCCAACCCAGGUUGCCCCGAUGGUUGGGUGUCAGGCUUCGGCAAAUGUUACAGGUUUUUCGACAAGGUCCGGGGUAUCAAAGCCGCCGGUAACAUGUGCAGCUUGCAGAACGCAAGUCUCCUCAACAUAGAUUCUGAGGAGGAAAACCAUUUUAUAUCUACCGUGUUGAGUAGGAUUUCUGCAGGAAGACCAAAAUCUAAUUUCUGGUUCACGGGCGGAAAAAAGACCAAAGGUGUGUGGAAAUGGUUUGAACUAGUUAAGAGGAAACAGCGCAAGAGCAAAAAGGCUGGAAAAAAGAAGGCCCGGUCGUCUUUCAAGACUGUCAGAACCGCAGUGACCCAGGACAAAUGGUUGCCAGCUUGGCCUGGAGUGUCCGGCUCGACGAUAGAACCUGUGAACAAACGCCGCCAUGACUGUCUUGUGCUGACCAACCUGGCCAUAGCCCCGGACAACAAGACGAAAGUACAGCUUGACUACUUCUUCUGGAGGGCAAUGCCGUGUCGGAUGAAAGGCGGCCUGAACUUCGUGUGUCAGCGAGACCGCGAGGAGACCACCCAAGCAGCUGUGGAAGGUGAGGAGUGUACCUUCAUAAUUUGUGUCAAUCGAUGGAAUCAGGCGCUCGUCAAUAAUUUAGCAUAUUAUGGAGUUACUGAUAUCAUCUUAAAGCUUGUUCAUUUGCUCCCUCAGUGUUCCCAAAAGUGUGUACACAGUACAGACUUCGUGUGUCGCUCCUUCAUCUACGACUCGCUCAACCGGACAUGUCAGCUGUCCACCUACAACACCCGACAAGGUCGCGCCACCCGCUCAGCCAUGUACGAUUACUACGAACUGCGCUCUCAAAAGAACUGCACAGGCAAAUUUGUUUGUGCCAACGGUUUGUGCGUGGACCCUUCUAAACGCUGUAAUGGAGUGGACGACUGCAAUGAUCUCAGUGAUGAGCUCACUUGCACAAGCCAGCCGGACGCGGACCGUGUGGAGAAAGUCCGUCUGGUGGGUGGCGAGGAACAUUCUGGAACUGUGGAGAUCACGUACAGGGGCACCACUGGGGUCAUUUGUGAUGACGACUGGGACAUAGAAGAUGGUCACGUGGUCUGCCGCAUGUUGGGAUACACCGGAGCGUAUCGAGUAUCUGUAAUGAACAGCUUCAACUACCCGCCAGAGAGCAGUAUCUUCAUGCUGGACAAUGUCCACUGCUCUGGCAACGAAACCAACCUGGCACAGUGUGGCCACAACGCUUGGAAAGUCCAUGACUGUCGAGCCUAUGAGAUCGCCGGAGUAGAGUGCCAGGUAGCCAAAGGGUGUGAAGCCCAACAGUUCAAGUGUGCCAACAAACAGUGUGUGGAUGCUGAGAAGGUUUGCGACAGUACUAACGACUGCAAAGACAACUCCGACGAGGCCGACUGCCGAUUUGUCCACUACCGGCUGGUCAACGGCAGUAGACCAUGGGAAGGACGGGUGGAGGUGAUGAGGAACGGCCUGGCAGGGACAGUGUGCGAUGACCAGUGGGACGACACCGACGCUGCUGUGCUGUGCCGGAUGCUGGGAUUUACGCACGGGGGUAAAGCCGUGACGGGCGGGGCGUUUGGCCCAGGCACCGGACCUAUCUGGCAGGACAACCUGGAGUGUCGCGGGUCGGAGAAAACCCUGGCCGAGUGUGAGUUCUCAGGCUGGGGCAAACAUGACUGUGACCACGAGGAGGAUGCGGCUGUCAAGUGCUACAUCAGGCCACCGACCACCACCACUGUCAGCACCACCACAUCCACUACAACGACGACAACAACAACAACAACGACGACGACUCGGAGACCCAUUACACGGCCAUCGAGACCGCCCGUGACGACACCACCGCGAACCUCUGGCAUAACUGUGAGGCUUGUGGGCGGCCGUGAUGAACACGAGGGCAAUGUAGAGGUGAUAGUUGGUCGGGGAAAGUACAGGAUCUGUGACGACUACUGGGAGAAUGUGGACGCUACAGUCAUCUGUAACAUGCUCGGAUACAAUCAUCGGUCAGUGUGGCCAAAGACCUUACGACUACCUGGACCUACUAGGCAGGCGGACUAGACGAAGUCCCGUCUCUUCCGGCGCGCCGUCUGGUGAUGAUGACCUCUACGCCCCUCGGACGCUGGCCAAGCCUAAUCUCCUCAAGAUCGUGGGAGGGCGCUUCGCGGAGCAUGGAGCCUACCCAUGGCAGAUACGUCUAAGAACAACGACAUCGCCCUCAUUAAGGUGAAGGCGAAGAACGGGCGAGGGAUCCAGUUCAACAACUACGUGCAGCCGGCCUGUCUGCCCACACGGAACACCAAACACACAGAGGGCAUGAAGUGUGUCAUCUCAGGCUGGGGCAACACGGGCUCUGGCGUGUACACUUUGCUGGGCCUCACUUCAUGGGGCCGUGGCUGCGCCCAGCCAGGAGCACCGGGUGUGUACGCCCGUGUUGUCUACUUCUUGCCUUGGAUCCAAAGACAGAUCAACUCUCACAGCGAUUCCACGGCUCAGAAGACCCUGCCCAGACGGCCUUAGGCAUACCCCUCCCACUUUUUACGUGACAAUAUUUAAGCCACUGACAUUAUUAUCCUGAAGAUUACUACUAUCCACAAUAAUAGACUAGUCCUAGCCUUCAUUGAUGAUAAAAACCUCGGCCACAAAUCUAUUUGCUCUGUUUUAACCAUCGUAUUCUUUGCCUUGGAACUUCCGGUUUACCGCCGAAAUACCAUUUUCCUAACAUACCUGAUUGUCCUGCAAAGCCAAGAAAGGUCAAUAAUCUUGAUCUUUUCUUAGUUCCAUCUGAUGCUACUCUUUCAAUUAGGAGUAUGAACUGAGAUUUCAUAGGUUUGGUGAACUAGUAUUUGCACGAACUGUAAGACAGGGUGAAAAACAUUGGCCGAGACUUUGAUAUUCUUUGUCGUAUUGGAUGUUUAUUUAGACUGACGAAUUUUGUGGAUAAUAUAAACUGCAGACGUUUUUUUUAUACUUGUAACAAUGUUACAAGUACUUAGCCACCACACUAAAAUGUAAAUGUUUUGGUUGCAGACUGUACUGUCCUUCCAAUGAAAAAGUUGUACUUAUAAUAUUAUGUCGGAGAUCAAGGUGACAAGGAGGAAAAUAUGAUGUGAUAGGGAGCUGAGGGGGGGACACAUUUCAAAGGAACACAAAAGAUACAGAUGAAAAGAAAAGUCGAGAAUAUAUCUUAAUUUUUUCUACCCGUCACACAUUGCAUGCAGGAAUCAGUAUAACCAUAGAAAAACACAUUCAUACAAUACGAAAGAAAAAUUAAGCAUUUUUCUUUUGAAAAAGUAUUGUUGCUAAAUGUUCUUUGCUUUUGCCAAGAUUUGAUUUCAUACUGUUGUUCUUAGAAAAAGACAUUAUGAUUCUAUUGUUUACCCUUUGAGUACGAUAAGAUCUUGCUUCUAUAUGAUACAGUGUCCAAGGUGUGUUUCGUGUCUGCGUUUUUCCCAAAUGCAGUAAUCAAGAUUAAUCUAAAAAAUGGAAACUACUCUAGCAAUAAAUGGGCGCAAGACUCACUAGUACAU